Molecule: messenger RNA, 639 nt
Organism: Macrosiphum euphorbiae (potato aphid)
Lineage: Eukaryota; Metazoa; Arthropoda; Insecta; Hemiptera; Aphididae
Source: the annotation of a GenBank genome assembly
AUGAAUUUUAUGAACAACUGGUUUUCAAGGUUGUAUCCAUUUAAUGCAAAUCCUGAAUAUAUUUAUAUUAAUCGAAAAGGAUACCAUUCAAUAAAUGUCCAAUUAAUAUGUGAUGCAAAGCUCAGAAUUUUAAACGUUAAUGCACUUUUUCCUGGGUCUACAAAUGAUUCAUUUAUAUGGAACAGUUGUGAUGUACUUCCUGUAGUAGAGCAACUUUAUACAAAUGGUGAUUCUGGAUAUGCAUUACGCCCUUGGUUAUUAACACCUUUUAAUAAUCCAGUUACUGAUGUUGAGCAGUACUAUAAUAAAAUGAAAAUGUCAACUCGAAGUAUCAUAGAAAGAUGCAACGGGAUUCUUAAAAUGAGAUUUAGAUGUCUUCUUAGACAUAGAUUUCUUCAUUAUCACCCAGAAAAAUGCACUAAAAUUAUAAAAGCUUGCACAGUAUUACAUAAUAUAUGUAUAACAAACAAUGUACCAUUGCCAGUAGAAGAAGGGCCAAUAGACAUUGAUAUGGGUAUAAUUCAACAACAAGGUGGUCCAAUUAUUGAUCAGCGUUUUGCAGGCAAUGAUUUGGUCCAAGGUAGACAAGUACGUUCAAUAGUUGCAAAUUAUUUACAAAGAAACAGAUUGCAUUUAUAA